Molecule: messenger RNA, 1244 nt
Organism: Vespa mandarinia (Asian giant hornet)
Lineage: Eukaryota; Metazoa; Arthropoda; Insecta; Hymenoptera; Vespidae
Gene: mip40
Product: Myb-interacting protein 40
Biological process (GO): negative regulation of transcription by RNA polymerase II
Cellular component (GO): Myb complex; transcription repressor complex
Source: RefSeq, a predicted model, not a curated record
AAAAAAAAAAAAAUGAAGCUCGAAAAAGAUUUACGAUAUAUUAAUCCUUUUUCUUUAAAAUAAGACCUUAUUCAUUACAAUCGAUCAAGAAUUACGCCUAUUCUCAUUGUUGGCGUAAAUCAUUUUUUAAAAGCAGCCAUUAUGAACAGCCUUAACGGAGACAUUUGUUCAAUAUACUGAUCUUUUCAUAGAUUUUAUACUCAUGGCUUUACACCUGUAAAAUAAUAAAUAAUCAUCAGUGUUAACGUUGCGAUAAAUUUGUCAUUAUUGAACAAUUCCUUAUUAUUUAUAUACAUUUAAAAAAGAUGGGAAAGAAACGAAAUAUUCAACCUCUACCGGUUACUCCAAGUCGUGUUAAAGUAGAAAUAAAAGAUGAAAUAGGAGACAGUGAUGUUCUUGUUGCAAGAGAUAGAUUAAAAGGAGCUCUACGAGAACUAUUGCAGCAUAGUGAUACCGGUUCAUCUGCAGAUUCCAGCGAAGAAAGUUCUGCUCAUGAUUAUAGGCACCAUAUGAGAAAAAUAGACAACAUGUACAGGACAAAGUCUAUCCAUUUUCAACAACCAAGAAAAAUAAGGCGGCGUAGGCAAGUACAAAUGGAUACAGCAUUUCAUCAUACAUAUGUGAUGAAACUUUUCGAUCGUAGUGUAGAUUUAGCUCAGUUUCAAGAGGAUACACCAUUAUAUCCCAUUUGUAGAGCCUGGAUGGCUAAUCAACCAAGAAAUCCAAAUCUUAUACCAAAAGUACGUAGUCCUAGUCCUGAAAUAGUUAGUGAAAUUAAUAAUCAACAUAAUAACAUAUUAGAUGCAAAUGGAGAAAUACGAGAUGUUCAUUAUUUACCACCUCCUCUUCCUUGCGAAGAGGCAAUGCCAAGAAAUCGUAUACCAUCUCCAAUAAUUCCUGAAACUGAAGAGCUAAAGCUAGAUUAUGAUGGACAAUCUCUCAAAUCACGAGAAGUAUUAUUAAGAGAACACAGAGUACAUUGGAAUGCUGUUCGUAAAAAAUGGCAUCAACAGGCGCAUAAAAAUGAACAACGUUAUGCACAAGGCCAACAUAUACUCAGUACUAUAUUUAAAAGGGCACAAUCAGAAUUUGAAUAAUAAACAGCUAAACCAUGCAUUAAUAUCUAUCAUUUAUAUAAAUAUUCAUAAUAUUUGGAAGCAAAGUAUAUCUGCAACAUUAAAUGAAUCCUAUUAUUAAAAUAAUUGUAUUUUUUCUUUAUAUAAAUAUAUUUUUAUCACAACGUA